AUGGACAUGGACGAAGAUGACGAGGAGCUUAGUGAUCGUGAUGCUUCCGGAGAGGAGAUUGACGACGAAAUGGAUCAAGAUGCGGAGGGAGAAGAUUAUAACGAGCUUGUGGAUCAACAAAUAGUGGUUAACAAUGGUCACCCCCUCCAGCUGAACGACGAUGAGGACGAUGACGCAGAUGGUGAGGAAGAUGGCGACGAAGGGGUUGGCGCGGUUAAGAUCAAACCAGGCGAUACCGACGACGAAGACGAGGAGGAUGAAGAUGCCGAAGAUGACGCAGAGAGCGACGUUUCAGAACUUCUUAGUAAUGCUGAAGAUGAUUCGGACGAAGAGCCUGCGUGGGAAGAUGCUGGAGAGGUAGAAGAGGACGAGGAUUCGGAGAAUGAUGGCCCGUCGAAUACGUGCAUGUUUUGCAAGCAGGACGAGGAAAAUGACCCGAGUGAGGAUUUUGAGACGUUCCUGUCGUGUUCUAGGUGUGGCGAGAAUGCUCACCAGCAAUGCGCAAGAGAUGCAGCAGCAAUGAGCGAACAGAACAACUCAAAGCACUGGAACUGUCCCGAAUGCGACAAUGGCGGCUCUGAUGAGGAGGAAGAGGAACCGGAGGAACUGGAGAAAGAUCCUAGCAUCAAUGGCCAAGCCAGGCCCGAAUCGCAGCUUUCGGACGCUCCUUCUGAGUUGUCUCCUAGACAUCAGAUGCAAGACGGUGCAGAAACCCAAACUACUCUCAACGACCACACAGCCGCCGGGGAUAUCGCGGAUGAGCCUCGCUCACUGAGAAAGAGAAAGACAUCGUCCGUAGAGCCUGAGGAGGCUACUAUUGCUCUGAGGAGACGACGACGCGGCCUUUCGACCGAUGGCGUGUCUGCUAAUGAAGAGACUGAUGCCAAAUCGGCAGAGCCAACUAGGGGAAGCUCACGUGCGGUUCGAUUAAAAGUUACUCGACCGUCUCUAGUCAUCAUUGAAAGGAAAUCGCGAGGAUCACUUGUGGUGACCAUGCGCGUGCGGGCUGGAAAUCUCAAAGAGAUUCUCUCGCGCAGGCGAAGAGAAAGGAGAAGGUCUGGAGCAAACGGACGAGCACCACGCACUCCAGUCGCACCAUCAGCUGUGCGCCCCAACUCUGGUGCUGUUACAGCAACACCCGUACUCCCAACGCCCUUUACAACAGAUUUCUAUUCAACACCCUUCUACUCUUUGUUUGACAAGGAGACUGAAGAUAUGAAAGGAAAGCCCUAUGGUGGUAUCCUGACGGAAGCAGAAGCAGAUACUACAAAAACGCUGCCACAGCCUGACGAUCGGAGGCGCUUCGACCAAGCUAAACAGCGCGCAGAAGACGAAUGGAGAGCUCGCGUACUGGCAAUGCAGGCAGAGAUAGAUAUGCCUAUCCGCAAAUCCAAGAAAUCAAGUGACAACGCCAGCCAAAUCGAGUGUAUCGAAUUUGGUGGCUGGGAAAUUGAUACUUGGUAUGCAGCACCGUACCCAGCGGAGUAUAGUAGAAACCGUGUGCUCUACAUAUGCGAAUUCUGCCUCAAGUACAUGAAUUCCGAUUAUGUGGCAUGGCGCCACAAGCUUAAAUGUGCAGCAAAACACCCCCCGGGAGACGAGAUAUAUCGGCAUGGAUCGAUAUCAGUAUUCGAGGUGGAUGGCCGGAAAAACCCAGUCUACUGCCAAAACUUGUGCCUUUUGGCGAAGCUUUUCUUGGGAUCCAAGACACUGUAUUACGACGUGGAGCCGUUUUUGUUUUACGUCUUGUGUGAGUACGAUGAAUGUGGCUAUCACUUUGUUGGCUAUUUCUCCAAAGAGAAACGCGCGAGCAGCCAAAACAACGUAUCAUGCAUUUUGACGUUGCCGAUUCAUCAGAGAAAGGGAUACGGUAAUCUACUUAUUGAUUUCUCAUAUCUGCUCACCAAGGUAGAGGAGAAAACAGGAUCCCCAGAAAAGCCGCUCUCUGAUAUGGGACUUGUUUCCUACAGGAAUUAUUGGCGCUUGCGCCUUUGCCGAUAUUUCAUGGAAACGCUGAAAGAUGAUGGACACAAGCAAAACGGCCUUAGUAUUAAGCAAAUAUCGGACGACACGGGUAUGACGCCUGACGAUGUUAUUGCAGCUCUGGAAGGCCUUCGAGCGCUGGUCCGUGAUCCGCAGACAAAGGUGUACGCGUUCCGGAUCGAUUUAGAAUACUGCCAGCAGUAUGUAGCCAAGUGGGAGUCAAAAGGCUAUGUGCAGCUCAAGCCCGAAUGUCUUGCAUGGACGCCAUACGUGAUGGGCCGCAGCAACGCUGUGAAUUUUGAGCUUGGCCCACCUAUUAAUACCAUUGCCCCUCGGGAAGAUGAUGAAGCCAAGGUCGAAGAGGGCGGUAACGAUAUUUCUGGAGAGUCUCAUUCUAUCAUCAUGAAUGACGAGGUGAAUGAUGGCUCACAGUCAAUAGCUGGUUCUGUAUCAGAGACGGGCGAUUCAGGCAAUAGCAAUCCCGAAUUCACCCCCAUUUUGUCAAUUGAGGAGAAAGCGGCGCCUGAAGAUAAAGAGAAUACAGAACCGCAGGACGAAAUCAUGGACGAUGCAGAAUCCGAGCCAGACUGGAUGACACCCUAUCGUGAUAUACCACCAAACCGCUUUGAAGUUUUCCCGCCUGUGGCUGGCAGUCGGCGGACUGAUCGCUCACGGCAAAGCGUAAGCAGGCCAUCCGGAUCUCGUACGGGGGGAGGUAGUAGCUCCCGGCCACGACCUAAAAGGGCCGGGGGUAGCAGCCGUAGCAGACCUACUAUCAGCCGGCCUAAGAGCAGCGGGUCAAGAAGAAGAACGGGCGGCACAGGUCGCGGCCCUGGACGGUGGCCUAAGGGAACGAAGAAAUCGGACUACGGCAAUGCAGACAGCGGCCCUGGACUACCCCCUGGCUGGAGAGACAAGCCGCCGGGGACAGAGAUGAUUACCGAUGGCGAUCACAGCGUUGGAACGUCUAUGGUUGACGAAGAGCCUGCCAAAGACGAAGUCAGAGUCAUGACUCCUCAGCCUUCAAGUAAUGGAUUUGUACUAAACGUACAGCUCGGAGGACAAGUAGCUGAGCCUUCUGAUCAAGGCAUCAAUGGAGGAGACGAAGACGGCGAGGAGGAAGAACUGGAUGUUGAUGCCGAAGGCGAGGACGAAUAA
Molecule: messenger RNA, 3141 nt
Organism: Trichoderma asperellum CBS 433.97
Lineage: Eukaryota; Fungi; Ascomycota; Sordariomycetes; Hypocreales; Hypocreaceae
Biological process (GO): positive regulation of transcription by RNA polymerase II; negative regulation of DNA-templated transcription
Cellular component (GO): chromatin
Molecular function (GO): histone acetyltransferase activity; transcription coregulator activity
Source: RefSeq, a predicted model, not a curated record